AGUGGCUGGGAAAAAAAAACAGCGCCUGGUGGUGGUCAUCUCCAGUAUCGAAAACAACGAGGUUUUGGAGCGGUGGCAGUUUGACAUAGAGUGUGACAAAACUGCAAAGGAUGAGAGCGCACCUCGAGAAAAAUCUCAGAAAGCUAUUCAGGAUGAAAUUCGAUCUGUUAUCAGACAAAUAACUGCCACAGUAACUUUUCUGCCACUGUUGGAAACUACCUGUGCCUUUGACUUGCUGAUAUACACAGAUAAAGAUUUGGCAGUGCCAGAAAAGUGGGAAGAGUCAGGACCACAAUUCAUAGCCAAUUCAGAAGAGGUUCGUCUUCGUUCCUUCACUACUACAAUCCACAAAGUAAAUAGUAUGGUGGCUUACAAAAAGGAUUCCUUCCCUUAAGACAUGGGCGGGUUUUGUAUAUACCCUGUCACCUUGUAUAG
This is a messenger RNA of Cariama cristata (Red-legged seriema), 435 nucleotides long. It is a transcript of the gene MAD2L1, whose product is annotated as MAD2 mitotic arrest deficient-like 1 (yeast). NCBI's taxonomy places the organism in Eukaryota, Metazoa, Chordata, Aves, Cariamiformes, Cariamidae. Gene Ontology annotation, biological process: mitotic spindle assembly checkpoint signaling. The record is from RefSeq and is a predicted model, not a curated record. Gene Ontology annotation, cellular component: cytoplasm; kinetochore; nucleoplasm. The annotation marks the transcript as partial. The transcript has 3 exons.